Cornus florida is the source of this 3710-nucleotide messenger RNA. RefSeq lists its product as uncharacterized. The record is from RefSeq and is a predicted model, not a curated record. The transcript is spliced from 18 exons. NCBI's taxonomy places the organism in Eukaryota, Viridiplantae, Streptophyta, Magnoliopsida, Cornales, Cornaceae. Bases 1 to 3432 code for a protein of 1143 amino acids.
AUGUCGUGGAUUAGAUCGGCAGUGAACAAGGCCGUCGAAGUUGGCGGCAUGAACAGCCUCACUCGCACCGUCCGUACAUACGCCGACUCUGUUGUCCAACAAGCUGGCCAAGCCGUUGCCGAGGGUGCCAAGAUCUUCCAAGAUCGCAUUGCUCCUCGAAAUUUUCAAAGCUUUAAGCUUGCUGUGAAAAGAUUGGAAGAAGUUUCUGUUUCUUGUAGAGGAAUAGAAAGAAUUCAAUUACUAAGAAGGUGGUUGGUUGCACUUAAAGAAAUUGAAAGAAUAUCUGGAGGCUUUCUAGAGACUACAGGAAAAGAAUCUCAGCAGCUUCAUAUCUAUGAUGAAUCCAGGGAUUCUCCUAGAAAGCCUACUUUGGUUUUGUAUUAUGACUCUGAUCUUGGUGGAGAACCAGUAAAUUUCCGUGAUGUUUUUCUUUACAGCCAAGCUCUUGAAGGGAUGACAUUGUCUAUGAUUCUCGAAGCACCAGAUGAGGAAGAAGUUUCUCUGAUAAUGGAGAUAUUUGGGCUAUGUCUCACUGGAGGAAAGGAAGUCCAUAAUGCAUUAGUUAGCAGCAUACAAGAUCUGUCAAAAGCUUUCUCUAGCUACCAAGAUGAAGUACUGGUAAAGAGGGAAGAAUUGCUCCAAUAUGCUCAAGGUGCAAUUGCAGGGCUGAAAGUACAUGCUGAAAUUGCAAGAAUAGAUUCUGAAGUCUCAAAUAUACAUAAGACCCUAGAUGGAAUAAAAACCAGGCUGCCUCCAAGUGAAGGUCGUGAAAAAUCAUCUGAAGAAUCUACUUUUGCAACAGUAGAGGCUCUGAAAGAAGCACUUGCACAAAUUCAACUCUGUUCCAAGUUGGAGGAGAUUUUACUGAAGAAGAAAUUUUUAAAGAAUGGAGAUUCUCCAGAAAUUCAUGCUCAAAAGGUUGAUAAAUUGAAAAUUCUAUCAGAAUCUCUUUCUAACUCUGCCUCAAAAGCUGAAAAGCGCAUUUCGGACCACAGAUAUCAAAAAGAAGAAGCACUCAACUUUCGUGUAACCAGAGCAACUGAAGUCAGUCAACUUGAAAAGGAUUUGGCAGCUGAAAUUGGAGUGCUUGAAAAGCGAAAAGAAGAGCUUGAAGCUGAAUUGAAAAAGGUAAAUACCUCGUUGGCUACUGCACGUGCACGUCUUCGUAAUGCCAGGGAAGAAAGAGAGCAGUUUGACAAUGCAAGUAAUGAGAUUCUUGAACACUUCGAGACAAAGGAAGAUGAGCUGGCCAGAUCUGUUGCCUCAUAUAGAGCAGAAUCCGAUGUUUGCAAUGCUUUAAUUAAUUUUCUGGAAGAUACGUGGGGUUUCCAAAUCUCAUACACAGAGCAUAAAGAGAAGCAGAUCAGUGAUGAAUGGGAGAGACACGAAGACUAUUUUGUGAACUUGGCUAUUCAUCUUUUAUCUACUUACAAGGAAGAGUUGGGGCCUUCUGUCACCAGUAUGAGGAAACUUGUGGAGAACUUGAAUUCAAGUCAAGGGUCAGAGAGAGAGUCCGGUGUAAGUGAUGAAAAUUCACAACCAACCAACCCCAGGAGAAAUCUUGAAGGAGAAUACUUGGACUCUGAAGCCAAGAUUAUAACCACCUUCAGUAUAGUGGAAAGCCUCAAGAAGCAAUUCUACACUAAAAACGGAGAUAUGUCCAGGAAAGUUGAUCAAAGGGUCGAAGAGUUAUUUGAUUCUCUUGAAAAAAUCAAAAAUGAAUUUGAAUCCAUUGAGAGACCAGUGUUGGAAAUUGAGACCACGUCACGACGGGCAGAGACACCAUCAAAAGAGAGGCCCCCAAAAAGUCCAUCUUCUACCUCUAAAGAGGCCGGAAAAGAGAAAUAUGUACCCAUUGGGGGACAAAGUAUGGAAAUUGAGACUCCACCUCAAAGAGCCGAGACACCAUUUCAAGAGAGGCUCCAAAAUACUUUGCCUCCUAGUCUCAAACAGGUCGCAGAGACAACAGAAGACAAAAAAGAUGAAUUUUCCGAGCUACCUGUGAGUAAAGGACCAUCUCAAGUGACGCCCCAAAAUACUUCAUCUCCUAGUAUCAAACUGAUCACUGAGACAACAGAAGGCAAAAAAGAUGGAUUUUCUGAGCUACCUGUGAGUAAAGGACCAUCUCAAGAGAGGCCCCAAAAUACUUCAUCUCCUAGUCCCAAACAGAUCACUAAGACAAUAGAAGGCAAUAAAGGUGAAUUUUCCGAGCUUCCUAUGAGUAAAGGACCAUCUCGAGAGAGGCCCCAAAAUAUUUCAUCCCCUAGUCCCAAACAGAUCACUAACAUAACAGAAGACAAAAAAGAUGAAUUUACUGAGCUUCCUAUGAUUAAAGGAUUAUCUCAAGAGAGACCCCAAGAUACUUCAUCUCCUAGUCCAAAACAGAUCACUAAGACAACAGAAGGCAAAAAAGAUGAAUUUUCCAAUCUUCAUGUGAGUAAGGGAGAAGAAGGACCAUCUCAAGAGAGACCCCAAAAUAUUUCAUCUCCUAGUCCCAAACAGAUCAUUGAGACAACAGAAGGCCAAAAAGAUGAAUAUUCCGAGCUUAAUGUGAGUAAGGGAGAAGGAUCAUCUCAAGCCCAAAAUAUUUCAUCCCCUAUACCCAAACAGACCAUUGAGACAACAGAAGGCAAAAAAGAUGAAUUUUCAGAGCAACCUGUGAGUAAGGGAGAAGGACCAUCUCAAGAGAGGCCCCAAAAUAUUUCAUCUCCUAGUCCCAAAGAGACCAUUGAGACAACAGAAGGCAAAAAAGACGAAGUUUCCGAGAUUCCUGUGAGUAAGGGAGAAGGACCAUUUCUAGAGGGGCCCCAAAAUACUUCAUCCCCUAUAUCCAAACAGACCAUUGAGACAAUAGAAGGCAAAAAGGAUGAAUUUUCCGAGCUUCCUGUGAGUAAGGGAGAAGGAUCAUCACAAGAGAGGCCCCAAAAUACUUCAUCCCCUAUAUUCAAACAGAUCAGUGAGACAACAGAGGGCAAAAAAGAUGAAUUUUCCGAUUUUCCUAUGAGUAAAGGACCAUCUCAAGAGAGGCCCCAAAAUACUUCAUCUCCUAGUCACAAACAGAUCAGUGAGACAACAAUAGAGAAAAAGCUUCCGGUGUGUAAGGAAGAAGGGACAUUGGAUUUGGAGGCAGAAUUUUCAAAGCCGGGGUCUAAAGAUGAGAAGCACAGCAUAGAUUACUCAAAAGAGGAGAUUGAAUGCUGGGAAUUUGAUGAACUUGAAAAAGAGCUGAAAAACAGCGAUUCAUCUAAUGCUCAAGAAAAUAAACCAAAAUCUGAUGAACUUAAAAAGGAGCUGAAAGACGGUGAUUCAUCUAAUCCUCGAGAAAAAAAACCAAAAUCUGAUGAGCUUGAAAAGGAGCUGAAAGAGAGUGAUUCAUCUAAUGCUCAAAAAGAUAAACCAAAGCUUCCCCCUGGUGAUUCAAACACCUCUUAAAGUGACAUAAAUUUUUGACACCAUAAGAUGUAAUUAUUAAACAUAGUAACUUCCCAAAAACUGCAUUUUAGUACUUUGGUUUAAGGAAUUGGUAGUAGAGCUCAGAUCAAUUUAAACAGGUAAAUAUUUUUCGGAGACUUGUAGCAUGGAUACAAUGGAACCUAUAAACCUUUCAUUUCUCUCUUUUAUUUUAUUUUAUUUUAUUUUGAGAGAUACUACAUCUCUCUCAUAUUGGAUCCACCUGCUCUUAUUGUCUAGAAUGUAUGGGCUUACUGGUC